This is a messenger RNA of Oenanthe melanoleuca, 2130 nucleotides long. RefSeq lists its product as uncharacterized. The record is from RefSeq and is a predicted model, not a curated record. The transcript is spliced from 5 exons. NCBI's taxonomy places the organism in Eukaryota, Metazoa, Chordata, Aves, Passeriformes, Muscicapidae. Bases 36 to 1064 code for a protein of 342 amino acids.
UCACCUCUUACUUCCCCCAGGGUAUUUACAAAGAGAUGAGUUUUGCCUCAGACGUGCACAGCACUAAGCCGCGCUCUGAUUGUACUGCAGUAGCAGAGGGACAAGGCUUCCUCAUAAGGAACACCCGGCUGGAAAAGUGCAUCCGCGCCUCCCACGAGACCAGCAGCCUCAGCCUGGCCAGCUGCAAGGAGCACUCUGGGCAGCAGCAGUGGGGCUGGGACCCCGACUCGGGCACCAUCGUCAGCCUGCACACCAAGCGGUGCCUGUCGGCGCUCCGGGCGCGCCACAACGCCCUGGUGAAGCUGGAGCCCUGUGGAGACUGGGAACGCCAGGCAUGGUCCUGCAGCAAGAAGGGACACUUGACCCUGCAGAGCCUGGGCUUACACCUCGGCACCAAGGAGGGAGGCCACAAGGUCUUUGUCUCGAGGGAGAAGGACAAGUUCAGCAGGUGGAAGACGCUGGCAGAUGAAACCAUCUGUGCUGCUGCCCGGACAGCAGCUCAGAGGCCCAGCAAGCCAACACAACAAGCUCUAGACACACGUGUGUGGAUCUAUGAAACUAAAACCAUUGAUUCAUCAAAGAUUGAUGCUGUGGACAGAGAGUCUUCUGUGAGCCUGACUGACUCCCCUCUGGCUAACAAAUUCAACAGCACAGUGUCUCCACUAAGGACCAAACAGGCACAGCUCCCGGCAAAUGAGGAUCCAUCCCACAACCAUUCCAAGAAGCAUGGAAAUCGGGGGAAAAACGCUGGGGCCAGGCUUGCAGGAACGAAUUGGAAGACUGCCAUGCUGGUUCUCAGCCCCUUGGCAUUCAUACUGGGAUUAAUAAUACUGACACUCAAUGUUCACUACAACAAGAAAAAGAAAAUCCUUUCUGCUCUGAAGAGCUCUCCAGCCAACAGCAGCAGAGCUGAUUUACGGGAGCCAGCCCCGCUGCGCAGAGGCGCCCAGCCGUACCUCCCACCAUCCUGCUCCCCCUCCCUGAGGCGUGGAGAGAUCCUCAUCGAGUGGAAAGAUGGGACUGUCACUCCUCUUUUUGGCAACAUCAAUUACCAAGUGGACUAGCUCCAAAGUGACAGAGCUUUUGUUCCAUCCCGUGUCACUGCUCCCACCAGGAAGAGUGCCACCGCAGCUGAUCUCCUCCCUACCCUUGCUGUUUGGACACUGUUUGGGGUUUUUUUUUUAAACACUUGAGUACUAUCUCCUUGCACAGCACAAGGUUGAAGCAAGCAGAGUAGAUUGUUUGGUUUGUAUAGGCACAUGCUGCAAUUCCUGAGCUGCUUUAACCCAUAACAAACCCCAGGUUUCCCUAAAAUAUGCUGGAACUUUUGCUAGCUGCAACUGCCCAUUGAACCAAAAUUAGAGUUACUGAGCAUAUGAAAAAGUGAGUCUUUGAAGACAAGGCAAAAGGUAAAAAACAGAAAUCUUGAUGAUUCUUAAAUUCUUUUUAAGGUAAAACUAGCUGCCAAUAGACACAGAAGGCCUUCACCUACAUUGUCAGUGUGAUAAUGUAAUUGAUAAGCACCACCUUCUAUAAAAUCUCUUCCAGUAUCUGCCAAAAUAUUCAGCCCCACUAAGCUGUCAAUCAAGCAGCAGCAAGUAAUUUUUCUAACUUAAAAGGUAACACUCCUCUGUCCUCUUGCAUCACUGCAAAAGCCCUACUGAGAGAGCAUGUGUCUCUCAAAACAUUUCCAUAUUUAGGAUGUACUAACCUUAUUAUAACACACAUCCUCUUUUAUUAUAUAGACUGGCAAGUAAUGUCAGUCAUGCUUGUUGGGGAUAUUGCAUAUAGAGCACUUUAUACCAGCUUCAGUCUCUGAUUUCCUAUAAUCAUAUGGAAUAGUCAAUGAAUAGAUACAUUGCUCCACCAGAGCAGUAAUAUGGUUCUUUUUCUUUUAGAGGAGUAAGAUAUUGUUUUCAGCCUUUACACUUCUUAUUUCAGCAUAAUUACCUGUGACUGUCACACUCAAUCCUGAGCUUUUCUCAGUGGAAUUUUCAAUGUCUUAGCACUUUCCUAAUAUUCAUGAAUGUAUGCUUUCUUUCUGUCUGAUUUUGAGAUGAUGUAAUCAUGGCUAUAAGUCAAGAAUUAUGUGGAAAAAGAAAUAAUAACACCAGGAAAUUAUAAGUGUGA